UAGUCUGUCAGACCAAAACGAAGAAGAAGAGAAGGUACCGCUAUCAUUACACAGAGGCUGAAAGAGAAAAAGCAAGGCGUUUUCUCAAGAGGGACAACUAGAAUUGAAUAUUAACGCUGACUGAAAUACAGUUGCAAGCUCAGAAAUAUUAUCAAUCCCUGCCCUAGUUUGGUCUGGAUAUCCCCUGGAGAGAAAUCCCAGCAAAAAAUAGACAGGCCUGCCCUCUGCCACGUGUCUCUCUCUGCUCGUCGCCUUGGAUAUCCUGCAGAGGUGAAGGAUAUGGAUCCUAUGGAGUGUCCGCUGUGUUUGGAGCCGCUGGAGACAGACGAUGCCAACUUCUUCCCUUGCACCUGCGGCUACCAGAUCUGUCGCUUCUGCUGGCACCGCAUCCGCACAGACGAGAACGGCCUCUGCCCCGCCUGCAGAAAGCCUUACCCAGAGAACCCAGCGGUCUACAACCCCCUGUCAGCGGAGGAGCUGCAGAGGAUAAAGAAUGAGAAGAAGGCCAAACAGGUGGAGAAGAAACAGAAGACGACAGAAAACAGGAAGCACCUGGCCAGCGUCAGGGUGGUGCAGAGAAACCUGGUGUUUCUAGUGGGACUGUCACAGAGACUGGCCGACCCCGAGAUUCUAAAGAGACCCGAGUAUUUUGUGAAGUUUGGGAAGGUCCAUAAAGUAGUCAUCAACAACAGCACCUCAUACGCCGGCUCACAGGGUCCCAGUGCCAGUGCCUAUGUCACUUACAUCCGCUCAGAAGACGCCCUCAGAGCAAUACAGUGUGUCAACAACCUAGUAGUAGACGGCAGAACACUGAAGGCUUCUUUAGGGACGACGAAAUACUGCAGCUACUUUCUGAAGAGCAUGGGGUGUCCCAAACCUGACUGCAUGUAUCUACACGAGCUGGGAGACGAUGCGGCCAGCUUCACUAAAGAGGAGAUGCAGGCAGGGAAGCAUCAAGAGUAUGAGCAGAGGCUGUUACAGGAUCUGUACCAGAACCCCAGCUUUACCACCCAGACCUCAGGAGGGGAGACGACCAAGAGCUCUAAACCCAGCUCUUUGCAGAGAUCCAACAGUAACAACAGUCAUGGACAAGACGUGUGGCCAACGUUACAACCCACGGGGAAGACGACCAAUGGUCUAUCGGAGCACAGUAAGAGCCCGCCGUUGAACGGUGGCGGCUUGGACUCUGAACACAUGACACCGGACGGACCAGAACGUGACGUUGGCCUGGGCUCUGUGACUGGCCUCUCGCCCUUCUCCUCAAGCCGUGACCCCCCAAGGGCUGCUGUGUCUUUCAGCCCCAGGGACGCUCUGCCAGACGUCACCAGGAGCAGGGACACACAACACGGGGACUCCUCAGAACGUCACAACCUGCUCCCAGACAGUGACUCUCCGUCGCCCCCUCCUGUCCUCUCCGGCCCUCCUGGUUUCUCCAAAGCCAGCCAGGUGGUUCCCAUCAGUGUGACUACCCGGUCUCCCUUUCAGGGGGCUGCCGCCGAGUCCCAGUCUCUGUUCUCAGACAAUAGUAACUAUCGCCAUCCUAACCCCAUCCCCAGUAGCCUCCGUGGGUUUCCCAGCACCUCCACACAUAACAACCACGACACCUGGCCCACUGCACCCCAACCACACAGCCUCUUCACUUCAGAUUCCAUCCCAGUAUCGUCCUCAACAGACUGGCAGGCAGCCUUCGGCUUCGGCUCAUCCAAACAGCAGACGUCAGAAGAUGACUUGGGAUUCGAUCCUUUUGACAUCACCCGUAAAGCCCUGGAGGACCUGAUAGAGAAGGAGCUCCGCGUUCAGGACAGCCUCCCGUCCCUCUCCAUCUCCCCAGGUCCCUUCCCCCCCCACCACCACCACUCACUCCUCUCCUCCGUAGGCACCAAAGCUGCUCCUGGUCCCCCUGGAGAGCUGAUACCCCGUAACCACUUCUUCUCUGGGCCCAUCUCCGGUCUCUCUAGUAAUCACUGCUUCUCCCAGAUGCAUCAACAUCACCCUCAACAACGGGCUGUCUAUAACUCCUUCAGCUUCCCCGGACAGCCGCCUUCAUCAUCGUCCUCGUCAUCGUCUUCAUCACAGACCAGCCGCCACCCCUGGAUGACGUCUGCCCCGAACCGAAAUAACUUCACGACGCACUUCGGCGGCAACCGUACGGUGUCACAACACAGCAGCUUCCUGGACCUGAUGCUGCCCAGUACAGGGCUGGGAGGCAUCGCCACGACAG
This is a messenger RNA of Oncorhynchus tshawytscha (Chinook salmon), 2221 nucleotides long. RefSeq names its product CCR4-NOT transcription complex subunit 4-like. Gene Ontology annotation, cellular component: CCR4-NOT complex. Gene Ontology annotation, molecular function: RNA binding; metal ion binding; ubiquitin-protein transferase activity. Lineage: Eukaryota; Metazoa; Chordata; Actinopteri; Salmoniformes; Salmonidae. Gene Ontology annotation, biological process: protein ubiquitination. The record is from RefSeq and is a predicted model, not a curated record.